Desarmillaria tabescens is the source of this 2276-nucleotide messenger RNA. RefSeq lists its product as uncharacterized. Bases 54 to 2276 code for a protein of 740 amino acids. NCBI's taxonomy places the organism in Eukaryota, Fungi, Basidiomycota, Agaricomycetes, Agaricales, Physalacriaceae. The record is from RefSeq and is a predicted model, not a curated record. The transcript is spliced from 11 exons.
CUCGGCCCUCCUAAUUCCCGAAGUACGACGCUUGAUGUCUAAACUGCGUCUACAUGUUUAACUGGUUCAUAGGAUCAGAAGGAGCCAAUAAUUUUCAACACAAGAAGGCCUUCGCAAUAGCUGAAGAGUACGUUUCCGAGAAGACAAUUGAUGAAGUUCGGCAAGGGGCCAGCGUUGUGUCUGUAUCACCUAGCGGAAGAAGUGAGAGCACUCCACCAACCACUGCCACCACCGCCACACCAGAUUUCCCAUCCACAGAGGACUCGCCGACUGGACACAGCAGUAUCAUGGACAGUCAGACUUCCAUCCACCGACCGUUCGAGCACUUCAGAGAUGUCGGACGCGUCUACAUCACCACCCGGCCUCCUCAAGCGGAGGCAUCAUCCAGUUCAGCUACGUCUAAUCCGUCGGAUAGUGCAUCUUUAGACGCGAGUAUUUCAUCAAUCAGGACCGCUACAACAUCGUCGCCCACCACGGCUGUUCCAGAGACGACGUCGACUACUACCCCCGCCCCCGUCUCCCAGGGUCCUAACAAUGGAAUCACGUCGCAGACAGCAUCAUCUCUUGCUCAUACUCGUUCAUCGGGCCCUCCAGCUUCUUUUCAUCAUACUAGUCAGGAUACAGGCGGAGAUACAACUUCCACCAUCACUUCGACCCACACAAGUUCAACUUCCACUACUUCCAAUAAAGAAAACCAUAGAAAUGGUAACAAGGGAGCGCAGUCUCAAACAUUAGGCGUGGCGACUGACACCAAUUUUGGGUCUUCUCAGUCGGUUCAUGGAACUCCUACACGAGAGCCGUUGCUACCGAUUCUGUUCUCCGGCACUUUCGGUUUACCUCAUGGAUCAAUAGGAGAACAUCUACACAAGAGACAUCGCCUGGGGUCGCAACCUCAGACCUCCACCGUUACUACACCUCCUCAGGGACAAACGGAAGUUCUAACUACUACUGCUUCCCCAUCUCCUACUCCUUCCGAUCAGGAAACAAAUAACAAUGACUCCCCCGAUUCGGGAGGGCAGUCUCCAACUGAUAACUCUUCUCAGUCGCCUCAAGGGUCACCUACACAAGAGCCGCUUCAGUCCUCUGCUUUCACCUCUUUGCCUCAGCAAUCAACCGAAGAAGUGAAAACUACAUCCGCCACUGCAGCUGCUUCCCCAUCUUCUAAUCCUUCCGGUAAAGGAGACAAUAAUGAUGGAUCCUCCUCUGGUGAACAGCCCCCACCCGUUGGUAAUAGCGAUCCGGGUAAUACAGGAUCCCCAUCCACUCCCAUUGUUCCUGGCUCUUCCUCCACUCCUGUCCCUCCUAAAGAGCAUCAGCCUGAUGGCGGAUCACCGUCGGUACACGACCCUAACUCUACCGACUCGUCCCUUCCCCCUGCCCAUAAUUCCGACGGUAACAGUUCGACCUUAAAUGGGACUCCUCCCCUUACACAUCAACAAGGUCCCACUUCCACACCCGCAGGAGCGACCAGUACAACUCCCAGUGGCACAGGUCCAACUGAUGGACGUGGUUCGGUGGCAACUCAAGUCCCACAUCCCUCCAGCACCCAGUCGCAAGAACAACCCGCGAGCAAAGAUGAUGGGCUUAUCAGCCCCACCCCCACUGGUUCAGAUACAAGUCUCAGCUCACCGCGACUAAAUACCUCCGAACAGCGUCCGGCUAGGAGAACGGAGAUUAUUACGGCUACGGUUACAACGUCCGUUGCAGGUGCUCCUUUUCGACCUUCGAAAGGCCAGAUUGGCGGCAUAAUUGCAGGAACCCUAGGCUUCUUCGCUUUAUUCAUAGCCAUCCUGAUCUACCUCAUCCGGCGAAAACGCAAAAGGAUGGACUUCGUCCUUGUCUCCCCACACGAUAGUCGUUAUAUCGAGUCUGACGCCGAAAUGGUUGAAACUGGCGAUGGCCAUGAUGUACUGCGGUCGACGACUCAGACUCUACCUGGCAAGGCUAGUGCCUCUGACAGCUUUUCAUCUCUUCCCUCUCAAGGGAUCCUCGGCUAUGAUACCCCGAAAAUCUCCAACAAUCCUUCCACUCUCAGCUUUCAGCCUCCAUCGCGUAGGAUGACAAUUAACUCGGUGGAUGACGUGGAGACUGUGUAUUGGAGGUCAUACUCUAUUGAUACCGCCGACUAUUCCGAGGAAGGACACAGUGUUGAGUCGGAAAACCCUCGAAAGACGCACCACGGGGAUGUUCCUUUCCAACCGGUUUUGUGUAAAUCACCGACAGUCAUAAGCCGUAACGGCGAUACUUCAGACCACAGAUAUGGUUACGCCGUUUGA